GGGUCUGUCUCUGGUGCUGUUUCAAUGCCAAGGGUCUGUCUCUGGUGCUGUUUCAAUGCCAAGGGUCUGUCUCUGGUGCUGUUUCAAUGCCAAGGGUCUGUCUCUGGUGCUGUUUCAAUGCCAAGGGUCUGUCUCUGGUGCUGUUUCAAUGCCAAGGGUCUGUCUCUGGUGCUGUUUCAAUGCCAAGGGUCUGUCUCUGGUGCUGUUUCAAUGCCAAGGGUCUGUCUCUGGUGCUGUUUCAAUGCCAAGGGUCUGUCUCUGGUGCUGUUUCAAUGCCAAGGGUCUGUCUCUGGUGCUGUUUCAAUGCCAAGGGUCUGUCUCUGGUGCUGUUUCAAUGCCAAGGGUCUGUCUCUGGUGCUGUUUCAAUGCCAAGGGUCUGUCUCUGGUGCUGUUUCAAUGCCAAGGGUCUGUCUCUGGUGCUGUUUCAAUGCCAAGGGUCUGUCUCUGGUGCUGUUUCAAUGCCAAGGGUCUGUCUCUGGUGCUGUUUCAAUGCCAAGGGUCUGUCUAUGGUGUUGAGACUGUAGUGACAGAGUUGUCUGUCUGUCUGUCUGUCAUCUCCUUCAGUCCAGUGACGGAGGAAAGCUCAAGAGAACGAGGCCUGCUCCACCUAUGGAGGGGCUACUGCAGUAGUGUUACCCCCGAACGGGUGCUUCUGGCCCAGCCAGUCCUCCAGGCUGCCCUGGGCACCAGCCAUGGUGUCCUCCUGGCCGAAGGUGGGCUGGUGUACAGCUUCGGGGACCUGACUUGGAGGCAGGGCCUGAGGGUUCUUCCUACUGACCCUCUCCUGGAGUCUGUCCUCUCUGGUCAAUGUGUCGUGUCUGUAGCUGCAGGCUCCUUCCACUGUGCGGCCGUCACACAGGAAGGGGCUGUGUACAUGUGGGGAGAGAACUCCUCAGGGCAGUGUGGUCUGUUAGCGAGAGGCCUGGUCCCAGAUCCAAGCCCCAUCAGUAUGGUGGACUCUGAGACUGUCCCUCCACAGAUCAUCAGGGUCCUGGAGGUAGCCUGUGGGGAGCAGCACACUCUGGCUCUGUCUGCCCAGCAUGAGGUGUGGGCCUGGGGCAGCGGCUGCCAGCUGGGCCUGGUCACCAGUGUGUUCCCUGUGUGGAGACCCCAGAAGGUGGAGCACCUGGCUGGGAGGCAUGUGGUUCAGGUGGCGUGUGGAGGAUACCACAGCCUGGCCCUGGUCCGGCGCUUCCCUCCACAAGACUCUCAGUUCACUCGGCCGACGGCUACUGAAAAGUGUGGCCAGUGCAACCAGCCGCUGUUCUCUAUGGUGGAUAAAGAGGACCAUGUCAUCAUCAACGACAGCCACUACUGCCCCCUAGGGAUUGAGCUGGCCGAUACCAAACCAGGGAGCUGCUCGAGAUCCAGACAGGCCUCCCCUGCCAGACAGUCCUCCUUACGCCCAGAGACUCAGAGCCUCAGCCUGCCCCCUGACCCAGACCUAGCCCAAGACCCCAUUAUAGGCCCUAAAUACCUCUUUCCUGACAGCUCUCUCAGAGAGUCUGGCUCCAAAGAACAAAGUGACCAAGAGGAUACCUCGGACCCUCAAAGACAUGGCCUUGGGACUCCGACAGAGACAGACAGCACUCAGGUGAGGAGGAAAACCACAUCUUCAACCGAGGAACUGAAGGACAAGAGAAGGUCUGAUCACAUCCUGAGCCCGGCUGAGCAGAAUGACAUCACAGGGAAUCCACUCACCUUAGCCAGUGAGACAUCAGGGGAUCCAAUCACCUUAGCCAGUGAGACAUCAGGGGAUCCACUCACCUUAGCCAAUCAGACAACAGGGGAUUCACUCAUCUUAGCCAAUCAAACAACAGGGGAUCCACUCCCAGGACAGUGCCUAAACUGUUACCUACCUGAUCAAGACCAACCUUCUGCCUUAACCUUAACACCGUAUCUUCCACCACAACCUACAAAUGACACCACCAUGCCAUCCAGCUUAUCAUGUUCACUACCAGAGAACUACACAGGUGCCUUAGCUUUAAUGGACAAUACUGCCUCUGCCUCACCCUUCGAGGGAAACGCCACUUUAGGCACCGGCUCCACCAGCAGCCUCUGUGACUCAUCUAAGAGUGAAGGGUGUAUCCUGAGGGAGGCUAGGUCUGGGCCUGUCCUGGCAUACAGGAAGGCCACCCAGGAGGUGCGUCUCUGUGUGGAGGAGGAGUCGUUGCAGGGGAAGAAAUGCUCCAGUCUGACUGAUAUUCUGCUAGAGGAGGUCACAGGGGCUAAUAGACGACACUCACUACCUCCACUCCUCUCUCGUGCAUCCCCUGAGCUACCCAGCAGGAGGACCACCCGCUCCAGGAAGGAGGAGGUAGUGGAGGCCCUGCCCUCCCUGAACACAGAGGUGUGGAGCUGGGGCCGGGGGAAGGAGGGACAGCUGGGCCACGGAGACCAGCUACCCAGGCUCCAGCCACUGUGUAUCAAGAUCCUGAAUGGAGAGGAGGUAGUGAAGGUAGCUGCAGGGACAUACCACUCACUGGCCCUCACUGCACAGUGUCAGGUGUUGUCGUGGGGCAGCAACAGAUCCGGCCAGUUGGGACACAUGGACAGCCCCACUACCAUGCCUCAACAGGCCAAGAUGUCAGAGGGUCUGCGUGUGUGGGACCUGGCAGCAGGGCAGAGCCACAGUGUGUUCCUGGCUGAUGGUGACUGCUGCCAGCCCAUCCUCUGUUACAGCGGUCAACAGGUGAUGGAGACCACACCUGAGAACCACAUACCUGGGACAGAGUCAACUGAGAGCUCUCCCUCUAUAACGGACACGUUCACCCUCAGACCGGUCCUGCUGCCCUUCUGUAUGGACAUGGGCUACAUCAGCGGUGUGUAUGGCGGAGGACAGUCCUGUCUGGCCCAGGCUGAUCACAACGUGAUGGGGUUCAUCUCUGCUCUCCACGAGCUGGCUGCAGCAGACAGGAAGUUCUACUGCAGGCUCAGAGACGUCAACAAGCGGGUGGUCAGCCCUCUACUGAGCAAAGAGUCUGUGUACACGGUGCUGGGCCACAUGUCCAGCCUGCUGUUCCAGACCAUGGCUGGUAGCUACAACAGGCUUUGUCACCUGACAGGACAACACUCCAUUUCCCUUACAACCUUCCUCCGUACUGGCCGGGACGUCAAAGGACUGGUCAUCCUGAAACACGCUAACACCUUCCUGGACAUGUAUAAAGAGCAACUCACCAUCUGUUUUCUCGAUCUCUCUCUCUGCAGGUACUGUGGCUCAGUGGGUAAUUUCGUGGUUAUGGGCGGAUUCCAAGCCCUCAUGAAGCCCUCUGUGGAGUGUUUCGGGAAGAAGUUGGAUGUAUUGCGUCAGCUGUCAGACUCCAGUGGAGACAAGGUUCCUCUGUCUGACCUGUUGGUGUCGCUGUUCUACGCUCCUAUACAACACAUCCACGAGUACAGCAGGCUGCUUCUCAAGCUGGCCACCUGUUUCGAUGUGAGUACAGUGGAAUACCAGAGGCUGCAGGAGGGUUACUCCAGGUAUGAGGCACUUUCUUUCAGCCUGAGGAGGAAGAGGAAGGAGUCAGAGACAACUAACCAGUUCUGGAGGACAUAUUCUGGGAAAACUACUGAUGUCCUUCAGACGCCCCAGCGCAGGCUGGUGUAUGAAAGCAGCGACAAGAGCCUGACCCUCCAGAACGCUGGGAGGUUCUCUGUUAACCGGUUCAUCCUGUUCAACGACGCUCUGAUUCAUGCACAGUUCUCAUCUCACCAUGUCUACCCUCUGGCCACUCUCUGGGUGGAGGCCAUCACGGACAUCACUGCCAGCAGCAACCAGUAUGGAAUUAAGGUGACAACUCCAGAGGAGAGCUUCACUCUGCUGGCCUCCUCCCCUCAGGAAAAGGCGAAGUGGCUGAGGGCUAUUAACCAGGCCGUGGAGGUGGUGUUGACCGGAGAGGGGAGCGGUGCUGGGGUCCCUGCUGUCUCUCGUACCGCCUCCUACGUCUUCUGUAAAGACCUCCGUCUGAAGGACGCCUCCUACUCAGGGCGCUGGCUGUCUGGCAAGCCCCACGGCAAAGGGACCAUGAAAUGGCCAGAUGGCAGAACGUUCACAGGGACGUUUAAACAAGGACUGGAGGACGGCUACGGAGACUGUAAAAUGCCAAACAAGCUCCUCGACAAGAGUGAUCGUUACCAGGGCCACUGGAGAGAUGGGAAGAUGCAUGGCUUUGGGACGUACAAGUAUGCUACAGGUCAGGUGUAUGAGGGAUCCUUCCAUGAUAACAUCCGUCAGGGCCAUGGGAUGCUGAGCUCUGGGAAGCUGAUUGGCUCUUCCUCCAGUGUGUUCGUUGGCCAAUGGCUUCAGGACAAGAAGAUGGGAUAUGGAGUCUUUGAUGACAUCACUAGAGGGGACAAGUACAUGGGCCUAUGGGUAGAUGACCAGCGCCAGGGCAAUGGGGUGGUAGUCACUCAGUUUGGUCUCUACUAUGAAGGGGCCUUCAGCAACAACAAGAUGAUGGGCACUGGUCUGCUGGUGUCUGAUGAUGACACGGCCUUUAAGGGAGAGUUCUCAGACGACUGGACCCCUAAUGGCAAGGGUACCCUGUCGAUGUCCAAUGGAGACUUCAUAGAGGGUCUGUUUAGUGGAGAGUGGACCUCAGGGUUGAAGAUCACGGGAACCUACAUUAAGCCUAAUCUCUAUGAACCUGACAAGAAGGAGUCAACCUGCGUGCUCGAGGUGGGCCAUCUAGCCGUACCACCAGAGCAGAAGUGGAGGGCAGUGUUCUCCGAGUGUUGGAGCAGGCUGGGCUGUGAGGCCCCGGGACGGCCUGAGGAGAGCAGGAGGGCCUGGGAACAUAUCGCUGUUACACUCACCACAGGACGCAGAGACAGUCCAGAGCUGCUGAGCAGGUCUCAGAGUAGAGUCCUGGAGAAGCUGGAGGUGAUUCCACAACACACAGGUCCAGUUACUGCUGCGAGGUAUGACGUCAUCCGACGAUACCUCACCAAGGCCUGUGAGACCCCCCUCCACCCUCUGGGAUGGUUACUGGAGACCCUGGUGACGGUGUACAGGAUGACCUAUAUAGGGGUAGGGUCUAACAGAAGGUUGCUACAACAGGCUGUGGAAGAGAUCAAGUCCUACCUCAGACGCAUCUUCCAGCUGGUCAGGCUUCUGUUCCCUGACCUCCCUGAUGAGGGGGUUGUUAUCCACACUGACCCCAAAGGAUCCUCAGAGACAAACCAGCAAGGCUGGUUGGUGAGUAGCUCCACUCUGCUGCUGCCCGUCCUGCUGCCGCGGCUGUACCCUCCUCUGUUCACCCUGUAUGCCCUGGACAAGGAGAGAGAGGAGGAGGUGUACUGGGACUGUGUCCUGAGGCUCAACAAACAGGCUGACCUGGGCCUGCUGGCCUUCCUGGGGGUCCAACAGAAGUUCUGGCCUGUUUCCGUGUCUGUGUUGGGAGAGAAGCAGCAGGUCCUUCCCAGCACCAAAGAUGCUUGCUUUGCUUCUGCAGUGGAGACCUUACAACAGAUCAGCACCACCUUCACCCCGUCAGACAAGCUGCAGGUGAUCCAGCGUACCUUUGAGGAGCUGACCCAGGAAGUACAUGCCCUGCUAGAGGGGAACUUCCUGUUUUCCAUGGACGACCUCUUCCCUCUCUUCCUCUACGUCGUGCUUAGAGCACGGAUGAGGAAUCUGGCUGCUGAGGUGAGUCUUAUAGAAGACCUAAUGGACCCCUCUCUGCAGAACGGAGAACUGGGACACAUGUUCAUCACACUCAAGGCUUGCUGUUUUCAGAUCCAGCAGGAGAAGACCACGUAGGGAAGGAAGUGUACUGCCUUCUACAACGGAGGUCGACCGGGGCGGACCCACUUUCCAUCCCGUCGACUCCAGAUGACCAGAUAGUCAGUCUGGCGAUUGAUCAUCCUGGGCUAAAGACAUUUACAUUUUUUUACUAUUAUUUAUACAGGGAAGUCCCAUUUGAGACCGAAGCCCUGCUUCACAAAAAGUAGCAAAACAAUACAAAGUACACAAUAAGGAAUUAGUGAAACAAUUAUAACAAUCAAAGGCCGGAGCAUGAGAAAUAAAUUAGAAAAAUGUAUUUAAGAGAUGCAGUGAAAAGGGAGUUCUAGACUUCAGGUGCUGCUGCCUCAUGACAAAGGGAACUUUCAUGCACCCUGACUAGCUUUUAUCCUGACUAGCUUUUAUCCUGACUAGCUUUUAUCCUGACUAGC
Coregonus clupeaformis (lake whitefish) is the source of this 6171-nucleotide messenger RNA. RefSeq names its product alsin-like. The coding region runs from base 56 to 5758 and encodes 1900 amino acids. The record is from RefSeq and is a predicted model, not a curated record. The transcript is spliced from 34 exons. Lineage: Eukaryota; Metazoa; Chordata; Actinopteri; Salmoniformes; Salmonidae.